AUGAAUUCAUCAGCACUACUUCGUCCUUCUUCUCCUCCUCUGCUUUUUCAUCGCAACCGUUUCGUUAUUUCUUCGUCAUCUAGAAACCAUUCUUACAUCCCUAAACUCGAACCUUUUAGCCGAUCCAAAAUCGACAGAGUCGCGAAAAACCUUCCCCUCAUUGAAAAAACUGAAAAAGAUCUCUCCGAUUAUUGUUGUACACUUGAAGGCGAUAAAUGUUAUAGUUGCUGGCAGGCUUAUUUUGCACUCAAAGAUCUUGAAAAGGAGCAACCAAGAGCAGAUAUAGAGAGGUUAAUUAUUGAGAUUAGUGGUAUAAAAUCCUUGAUAGGAUGUUUACCUGCAAUUGCUAUAAUGCAUAAAUCGAAGAAGAAUGAAAUAGAAUCAGAAGAUGAACAAAAUCGUUGUCCUAGACCAGAUGGAUUACCUAAAUCUGCUGAUGAAAUGAGGGAAGAAGAGGAAGCAAAAAUGCCUGAUUCGUCUCAUACUAAGCUUCUCAGAUUAAUGGGAAAGUCGCCUGCUUGGUAUUCUAAAGUACCAGAUCAUGAAACAGAUUGA
Messenger RNA from Lathyrus sativus (Indian pea), 555 nucleotides. Lineage: Eukaryota; Viridiplantae; Streptophyta; Magnoliopsida; Fabales; Fabaceae. The record is from the annotation of a GenBank genome assembly.